AUGGCACAGAAGUUAGAUAUUCCCGCAAACCAGUCACCUUACUAUGUCUAUCCCUUUGGCCUGCAUGCUGCUCAUCGUGUCCACUGGGAUCUCGAGAUUCGGAAUGACACUUUAUACCUUCGCUCUCGGAAGUGCCACAGGGCCGCACCUGGCAAUCAUUCAACUUGCCAUGAAUGCCGCAUGUUAGCAGAUUCCAAGCUAGCAAAGGGAAUUAGGAAGCGUAUUGAAAAUGGGACACCACAAACUGCAAACCAUCAUCUUUGGUCAUGGGGUACCCUCCGUCAGGCCUUGGUGAAGGCACAGAAGCAAUUGGCAAUGCGUCAGCUUCUGGCAUUCAAUGCCAAUGUGCAGUUAGGACGAAAGACACGGGCAAUUGAUGAGCAUAAACGCUUGCUCAUGAUCGUGUCAUCUGGGGAUGUCAAGCGGGCCGAUGCUGUGAUGCGAGUAGCAUUGAAGAGGAGGAUGGGUGUGCGCAGAAUCGUGGAGCUCUUUAUGAAAGCGGCAAAGAAGGUGUACGCAGCUAGGUCCUUCACUGAGCAAGAAAUGGAACUGGGCUUACUGUUUCUUCGGCUGGGAGGCACCCGAUUGGCAAGCAUUGCACACAAUGCCCUUGGCACCCCUGCUGUCACCACGCUUCGGCACAAUCGACCAACAGAGCCACUCCGCGUCUCAACCGGACUCCCAACUGCCCAUGAACUUCAUCAUAACCUCUCGGUCUCACAGGUUGCCGGGACCUUUGGGAGUGGGGAUCACAUCGAGCAGCAUAAUGACAUUCUUGGGGCUUACAUUCUCAUGUUUGAUGAGAUCAAGAUUGAAGAAGUUUCGCGGUAUGAUCCAUCCACCAAUAACAUUGUUGGGGUAUGCCGUGAGCAUAGUAGUGGGUUUGCACUUGAGUACGUGAGUGCUGAUGAAGCCGAUCGCCUAUUUGAAGGGGUCCGGGAUGGAGCGGUACACCUGGCAGUGGAGGCUACCAUUGGAGCCGUGGGCUCUUUGUCAUCAUCUGCAAGGAUAUAUGGUUCCCGUCCGAUUCUAAUUUCGCCCACAUGCAAGCGCGAGAACGCUAGCAGCCAUGCCAAAUUAAUUGAAGUUGUUAUCGAGGCAUGCAGGAACGACUUGAAGGGUCCACUGUACAGUCUUGCAUCUGAUGGUGAAUCGCGUCGAGGGGCCGCACUUGCCCAGAUCACACUGAAGGAACCCCUCUCCGAUACAUCCCCCAUCUAUCCCUUACUUUCCCCCCUUCCAUUAUUCAACCAUCUUGUUGGUAAACAUGACAUAACCUGUGAUAAGGACUAUAAGCAUCUCUUCAAGAGAUUACGCACACUCACCCUGCGCCCAGCGGGUUUCAAUGUUUUUGACACAAUCAUCACUCCGCAAAUCCUCGAGAAACACCUUCGUCAAAAUGGGUUGUCAUUCACAACAAUCCGGGCUUUGCUGAACCCAGCCGAUAAACAAGAUGUACCGAAGGCUAUUGAGUUACUGAAGGCCAUCUGGGAGCUUCCCUUAAUUACCGAUGACAAGGAUCCAAUCAGGGCAGCCCAGUGUUGUGCUCUCUACCUUUUUGGUCGCGUUUGUUUCUUGUUUGUGCGACCCUAUAUCGACAUAACACUUAGUCUUCGGCAGCAACUUGAACAUCUCAGUGCUGCCGCACAUUUGCUCCUAGUCCUCUUCAGGGCAAAUCCAAAUAAGGGACGAUUUAUGCCAACACAACUCUAUGUUGACAUCCAGAUUGCCGUCAAGAAUGUUUUCUUUUGCAUAGCGAAAGAAAAAACUUACAAUCAAGAUGGGAAAUUCUAUAUCAUUCUCCUUGGAACAGAUCGCCUCGAGAUCGCAUUUGGUAUUUUACGCACAAUGGUUGGGAAUGAUGCAAAUGCUGAUACACUUCAGCUAUCAACCCGAUUGUCGCAUGUAACUGAAAUCCAAAACAUACUUGCUCACCAUCCGGAAUGGGACCGGAGUCCACGGCGUCUGAGGCUACCAUCCCUUCAAGAACUGGAAAAGGAAUCGCAGCGUAUUGACCAUAUCACACCAGCACUCUGGAAGGGGGACGUGAGCAUCAAAUAUGUACUCCCCCUGACAUGUUGGAUGAAUGGGCGUUCACUUGCUAUGACUGUUGACAGUAAAAUUGCUGGACAAAUCAACAACAUUGCCACUCACGGAGGGAUUGAUAUGCUCUCACCAUUUGGA
Molecule: messenger RNA, 2184 nt
Organism: Cantharellus anzutake
Lineage: Eukaryota; Fungi; Basidiomycota; Agaricomycetes; Cantharellales; Hydnaceae
Exons: 2
Source: RefSeq, a predicted model, not a curated record